AUGACGCUACAUGGAGGCUUUACUCCGUUAAUCGAUUGUGUCUGGAGACGCCGUAAAAACACAUUCCGCUAUCUACUUCGUCAAGGAGUCAAUCCAAAUAUUGAGUUGUCGUGCAACAGACGUUGUGUAAGAAAGAAGCUGAAAGCUCUCGGUGUCGUUGCACGCUUGAGUUCAGUUCAUUGGGAUGAACUCAACGACACCGAGACGCUGGAAAUCUUAUUAAACGCUGGCGCGGAAACUCGAGGGACAGCGGCGCUACAUAUUGCUUCAUUCCUUGGCAGCCUACCUAAGAUGCAGUGCCUUAUCGAGCACGGCACUGAUGUCAACGAAGUUUUGGAGCAAGAGGUCUUGACCUACUUUCAACUUCGUAGCAAGGGGCUUAGCUCGCCUCUCCACUGGGCUAUUCAAGGGGGGAACAAGGAUGCUAUCAGGUUCUUGCUUACGAAAAACCCGGACCUAGACAUCCAAGACAACGAAGGGGUCAGCGUAAGGGCUUACCUUGAGGAAUAUGAUGUUGGUUCGUUGGUAGAGGAUGCAGAGGCGGCUAAGGCCUAA
This is a messenger RNA of Aplosporella prunicola CBS 121167, 555 nucleotides long. RefSeq lists its product as uncharacterized. Lineage: Eukaryota; Fungi; Ascomycota; Dothideomycetes; Botryosphaeriales; Aplosporellaceae. The coding region runs from base 1 to 555 and encodes 184 amino acids. The transcript has a single exon. Gene Ontology annotation, molecular function: protein binding. The record is from RefSeq and is a predicted model, not a curated record.